CAGUGUCUAGUCCUUCACGCCGUGAACGUGGCAUCAGCAUGCAUGCAUGUAGCUAGCACUCGGUUUUAGACAACCAGAGCUUAACAAAAGGGGAAAUCAAAGCUGCUGUCUCGAAGAAAGAAAACUUUAUACUUGGAGUUAAAAGUUGUAUAGUAGAAAGAAGAAUCGCGACAAUACCUUGCAUUCAUUUCUUCAAUUCUGUAAUCCAAAAGAAGGAUAUAAUGCCCAUAGAUCAGGACAUUCCGGGAAGACACAUGAGCAAGGCAUGGGAGCUAUGGAACAUCAGGGUAGGCAUUCUCUUCAGCCUUCUAUGGCAAAUCAUUCUAUUUUUGGGUGCUCCCAUGGGAAAACGCACGGGAGAUAGGUUGGUCAUUCUGCUAGUCUCGUGGUCAUACUUUUACGCUGAAUUGGCAACUAGCUUUGCUGUCGGGCUCAUCACCAGCAUCCAAAGUUCUAAGCAUGGUGAAACUAGUGACCUCUAUGCAUUUUGGGCUUCGUUCGUGCUGUUACAUCAUAUUGGUGGCCCGGACACCAUAACUGCUUCUGUGGAAAACGAGCUCUGGCCAAGGCAACUUGUUACCAUAAUAUCCCAAGUUUUCGCGACGUUGUUGAUCUUCCCCCCAACACUACCGGAAAGCAAGCUGUGGCUCCCAACUUCCCUCAUUUUCUUCGCAGGAAUCAUCAAAUGUGGUGAAAGGACACGCUCUUUAUAUCUUGCAGACUGGCGUAAAUUCCGAGAAACCAUGCUUCCGAAACCAGAUCCUGGACCAGAGUACGCGAAGCUCAUGGAGUCCUUAUCUUCAAAGAAAAAGGCUAGACUUCCUACAGCAAUGUCACAAGAAGUAGAAGCUGUUAUUAAAGAAUCAAAGGUCGCCUUCAAUUGUGAUCCUCAACAGAGCGUGAAGAAAGAAAGUCUAACUUACUUUGAGGUGGUGAAAUAUGCUUACAAACACUUCCAUAAUACCUUAGUGGGGCUCGUUGUUGAUCUCACCGGCCGGCAUGAUCGACAUGCGAGCCGAUCAUUUUUCUGCAAUUUAGCUGCUGAAGAUGCGCUUGAAGUGUUGGAGGUUGAACUCAAUUUCAUCUACGAAAUUCUCGAUACCAAGGUAUAUGUAGUGCAUAGUCUCACAGGAUACAUUUUCCGCCUGCUAACCAUUCUUUCAGUUUGGGCGUCCCUAGCGAUCUUUUGUUUAGAUUGCAAGCAAGGUUUAGAUAAGUUUGAUAUUGGAAUCACCUACACCCUGCUAAUCUUUGCAUCGAGCCUAGAGACAAUAGCACUCUUCAACCUCAUUUUCUCGGAUUGGAUAACAGCUUCUCUCGACCAGGAAAAAACAAAUCCAUGUGUCUGGACCAUCUUCGACAAAUAUCUCAAAAUUAGAAGGUCAAGGUGGGCUACAUACAUGGAUGUUUCUGGCAACAAGUUUGAUAAGAGAGCUACAUCAGUAUUAUUUCGCAGGUGGUCUGAAUCUGUGGCAGGAUUUAAUUUGAUAACAUACUGCCUCCGGCAACUUCCGAAAAAUUCCCAUGGAGAAAACAAGUACUGCCUUGGCAUUUCUAAGAUCACUACUAAUUUAUUGGACUAUAUACGGAGAAUUUGUCGCCAAUAUGUGGUUGAACCAUUGGGUGCUCAGGAUUUUCUAGAUGAGUUGAAAUAUGCAUCCAAAAACCCCUUCACAGAAGAUCUAUGGAGAUUAAUCUUUUACGAACUACAUGGGCAAUCUGGAAAGGUAGAGGAACCUGAAAAUACUGGGAAGAUGAGUUCAGCUAGAGGUGCUUACGUUCUGGAAGAAUACAGAAACAAGGCCACAGGCGGGGAUGUAGUACUUUUUGAAACACUAAAAACAGAUUAUAUUGAAAAUGUUACCUUUGAUGAGAGCCUUCUGCUUUGGCACAUUGCUACUGAACUCUGCUAUCAUGGAAGUGAAGUCGAUCACGAUAAAUUCAUCAGUAAGCUCCUUUCAGAUUACAUGCUAUAUCUCUUAGUGAUGAAACCUACUAUGAUGUCUGCUGUGACAGGUAUUGGGCAAAUUAGAUAUAGAGAUACGUGUGCUGAGGCUGAAAGAUUCUUUCGCAACAAGGGACUAGGACCAAACGAUAGGGAAAAUGUUGCUUGCGAAAACCUCCUUGCUGUGAAUACAGAGGUUAAACCUAUUUAUGUAAAGGGAGAUAAAAGCAAGUCUGUAUUGUUUGAUGCAUGCAUGCUAGCCAAAGAGCUUCAAAAAUUGGAGAAGAAGAAAUGGAAGGUAAUCAGCGAAGUGUGGGUGGAAAUGUUGGCAUAUGCAUCGAAUCAUUGCAAACCAGAUGCCCAUACUGAGCAAGUAAGUAGAGGUGGACAGCUUAUCAAUCUUGUUUGGUUGUUGAUGGCUCAUUUUGGCCUCGCUAAGCAGUUUGCAUUCAGUACUACUGUUGGCCCUGCAAAAUUGAUUGUGGGCAAGUAAUUUAAUCAAUGUUGAUCUUUGUAUUCACUUCUUUAUGAGUUGUCUGUUUUUAGGCAAGCCGACCUUCUAUUUCUGAAUGGUUUGCCGGGAUCAAGUGACA
Carya illinoinensis is the source of this 2538-nucleotide messenger RNA. RefSeq lists its product as uncharacterized. NCBI's taxonomy places the organism in Eukaryota, Viridiplantae, Streptophyta, Magnoliopsida, Fagales, Juglandaceae. The record is from RefSeq and is a predicted model, not a curated record. The coding region runs from base 222 to 2438 and encodes 738 amino acids. The transcript has 2 exons.